GUGCCAAAAAGUACCAAAGUUGCACACACCCACACAUACAGUCUACCAUAGAUACAAACAUACCACACAGACUAGACCAUAGGACUAGACGUACCUAGUACCUACUAUAGAUUCUCAGGUCUAGCUAGCUAGCUACUAUUGCUGUUAUAAAGCCGUGUACUUCAGUAGUGCUUCUCUCCUCUCUAAGUAACUAGCGAAAUGAAGCUCUUGAUUGCCCUCACCCUCACCCUCCUGUGUGUCUACACUAACGGGCAGGCCCCCCCAAUCACUGACUGUACCCCACUCAGGCUGGGGAGCACUGGACCUCCAUUCUCAGGCAAUUUCCCCCUAUGUGGAGACCUGGGAGAUGCCCAGUGCUGCACCCUUGAGUUCCUUAACAACACAGCAGAAACUCGAGCCCUGGCCGCAUUCACUACAGCACUGACACAGGAGCUUAGUGAUAGUCGUGAAGAGUAUCAACAGUUUUUAACCAGGCUCAUUGGGUAUCUUGGUGGUCGUUUUGUUGAAGGACUAACCGAGAGUUUUGCUACCGCUUCUCCACUUCCUUUUGAUGUCCUAUCAUUGAUCGAAAACCAAAUAUCGGCAUCUCUUAUCACAAAUCUUGAUAUCCAGGCUAACUCGGAUUUUAAUAUUGAUAAUUUUGUCAGUGGUAUUCUUGAUUCCCUGUCGCAGGGUUUCGCCAGUUUUCUGUCUAUAGUACCAGGGGUGCAACAAUGCAUACAAGGAGUACUCACUGGGCUAGUUAACAGCGAUGUUCAAGCUCUUGUCGAUAGGUCCAUUCUAAUUGUUCGACAAUCAUACACAGUUCUACUUCGAAUUCGAGACUUUCUGCUGCGCUUGGCGAAUCCUGAUUUCAGGCCCGUUCAAGGCUGUAUAGAAGAACUCGCUCGCUUGAGCUAUUGUGGUCGUUGCACUCAACAGAUUCCACCACUUUGUCGAGGAACUUGCAACAAUGUUGUGAGAGGCUGCCUGUCUCCCAUAUACACUGCUUAUCAAAGCGAUUUUAACAGAAUUUGGCAGUAUUCUAGAAACAUCAUCAACAAUUUGAAGACAAGCAUCGCAGAGCUUUUCGCAGAAGAGGGACGAAUCAUUAACAACCUUGAAAGCCUGGCUAGCACUCUUUCAUCUGAGUGCAGUAUUAAUAUCCCUAAUCUGCCGAUUGGAAAGAGGUCGGCUAGCGAUGAAGAAAUGGAGAGGGACGGAGUUUUUGAUGGGCUAUUGGGAGAUUUGGGCGACCUUAAUGGAUUUUUCAACUUUGAUUCUGAUGGCCCUGAUUUCUGUGAGCCAACAUCUUCCGAAAAGGACUACUGUAGCAACGAGAAUCGCGACUCUACCGCUACCAGAUCAUGUGGAGUGAACAGCAUCUGUGUGUCAGAGUGUAACUGCUGGGACGGUACUGCCACUAGAGCUACCAACACUGACACAUUCCAGGGUGGCAACAACGUGGACGAUCAGGCACUCAACCCUGAUGUUCAGGGACUCACAGAAGAACUCAGGAGCCAAUACGUGCAACUGCAAUCCAACUCUCAGGUAUCUGAGUUCCUAGCCAGCGAGGAGGUGACCUCUGUGAACCCUGAGGGUGUCACUAUUCCUGGCUCCGGAGCUAUGGUAGUUGUCUCCAUGGCAACCAUGAUGCUGGCCGUCAUCGUCGGGCUAAUAAUCUGACGAGCUGAUGAAACUAUUAUAUACUGAGUGUUGUAGAACUUGACUUCGAACUAUAAUUAUAACACUCCUUUUUAGUAUACAGUCUUGUGUUCUGUUUAUUAGAUAUAGACUGCUGUUAUACAUAAUAUAAAUAAUUAAUUAUAUACAA
Messenger RNA from Halichondria panicea, 1813 nucleotides. RefSeq lists its product as uncharacterized. Gene Ontology annotation, cellular component: plasma membrane. The record is from RefSeq and is a predicted model, not a curated record. Gene Ontology annotation, biological process: regulation of signal transduction. The coding region runs from base 199 to 1665 and encodes 488 amino acids. The transcript has 6 exons. Lineage: Eukaryota; Metazoa; Porifera; Demospongiae; Suberitida; Halichondriidae.